UCAGCCAUCCACCCAUGGCCACCUUCUUCACAGCCACCCUGAAGAGAUUUCGAGGGGGUGAUGAGGAGCCACCCAAGGGGCCCACCAAGGAUGGCAAGGUGGCCACGCCACCCAACGGCUUAGGCCGCGAGGAGUUUGAGGAGUACCAGCGGCAGCUGCUGGAGGAGAAGAUCGAGCGGGACAAGGCCUUUGCACAGAAGAAGGCAGAACGGGCCACUGUGCGGAUGCACCUGCGGGACAAGUACCACCUGCCCCAGGAUGAGCGGGACGAUGCUCAGCUGCACGUGGCCGGUGGCACAGUAGAGCUGCCGCAGGAGCUGGCUGCCAUGGUGCAGAGCGAAGAGCAGGAGGAGGAGGAGGAUGACGGUGUCGGGGCCUUCGCCUUCCUGACAAAGAUGCAGGACGUGGACCUGCCAGCACUGCGGGACCGUGCGCUGGGUACUGUGGACGAGGUGAAGGAGAAGUGUGCCCUGAUGUAGCAUCGCUGCCCACCCUGCCGGCGGAUGACACCAGCAGUGCUGGGGCUUAGCCCUUGUUCCUCGAGAGCAAUGGUAUUAUAGAUCUAUUACCUAGGGGUGGAGGUCGAAAUACGUGAGCUGGAAGGGCAUUUUCCUCCCCCAAACCACUCCCUGUUGGUUCUCUGAGGUGCGCUGUGUGAGUGCUGGGUUGCAGUAUGCCUGGAUCUCCUCUGGCUGUGUUGGUCAAGCCCAUCCCUGUGGUGGCCCUGGUAUGACAGCGUGGGUGGUGGUGCUGGAACCAGUCCUGGGGCCUCAUGCACUGUUUGGCUCAAUAAAUGAGGUGU
Molecule: messenger RNA, 802 nt
Organism: Cuculus canorus (common cuckoo)
Lineage: Eukaryota; Metazoa; Chordata; Aves; Cuculiformes; Cuculidae
Product: complexin-3-like
Exons: 3
Coding region: 15-479 (154 amino acids)
Biological process (GO): regulation of neurotransmitter secretion; neurotransmitter transport; synaptic vesicle exocytosis
Cellular component (GO): terminal bouton; SNARE complex
Molecular function (GO): syntaxin binding
Source: RefSeq, a predicted model, not a curated record